Molecule: messenger RNA, 1943 nt
Organism: Onychostoma macrolepis
Lineage: Eukaryota; Metazoa; Chordata; Actinopteri; Cypriniformes; Cyprinidae
Product: E3 ubiquitin-protein ligase RNF12-B-like
Exons: 3
Coding region: 1-699 (232 amino acids)
Source: RefSeq, a predicted model, not a curated record
AUGAGCCUGUCACAAUGUCUGACUGAGCUAUCGACUUGUGGACCAUUCAAAUUCUUCGUACUGUUUCGAAUAAGGAGCAGAAAGCUCAGCUUAGAACGUUGGUGGAUCUUCGGUAACAGGGGAUGCAAGUGGCUGGACUGGCACAGACUUUUUGGACAUUGGUGCAAUUUACUAGCAUCAUGUCGAUCUGAGCUGAUUGCAGUGCCCCCGGAGGUACCAGAGUCUUCUCCAGCUGAUAGUGAAUCUUCACAGUCUCCGUCUCACAAGGGAACGUCAAGGAGGAAGAGGGCAGCAGAGACUACCCCGGUGGUUCUGAGUCUGGUGGUCCUGGAGGACCCGAUUCUGGUGGUCUCACAGCUCGUAAUUUCACUGCUGCUGCCAUUAUCAAGAAGGCCAUCUUUGCCUUUGGCCUCUGGAUUGUCCUGCGUGCUGUGUUCAGAGUCCACUCCAGAGCUCGUUCCAGUCCAGGAGUUCUCAGAGUCCACUCAUGAACUCGCUCCAGUGCGGGAGCCCUUAGAAUCCACUCCAGAUCCCACUCCAGUCUGGGAGUCCUCAGAGCCCACUCAAGUUUACGAGUCCACUCCAGAGCUUGUUCCAGUCCAGGAGUCCACUCCUGAGCCUGCUCCAGUUCCUCCCGAGGUGGCGGCUUCUGCUGCAGAACCUCCCGAGGCAGUAGUGUCUGCUUCAGCUCCUCUCUGAACUCUCAGUCUGCCUGUCCUUUUGCAGCCGUCAUGGCUGUUACUAACCUCUCUGUGCUCCUCUUUGCAGUCCUGCCUGAGCCGCUAGGGGGGUCAUCUGCCUUGUUCAGCUUGCUGCCUGCCAAGUUUCCGUCUCUGCCCUGGUCACCCAACUCGCUGCAAAUAGAAAAACCACCUGCAAAUUAAGAAAACAACUUUGUCAAUUUAACAUCACAUGCGCUGCAAAUGCUGACAACACAACUAAAUAAAACGCACUGCAAAUAAAAUUCUUUAUUUGGUUGUGUUGUGAGCAUUUGCAGCACCUGCUGUCAAAUUGAUGACGUUUUCUUGAUUUGAAGGUGCUUUUUCUAUUUGCAUGUUUUCUGAAGUUGCAGCGCAUUGAGUUCUCUCAGCCGCUGUAGUUUUGCCCUGAUUUGGAUUAUUCUUUGAUAUUUUAUUUUUUGUUUGACAAUAAAUGCUGCAUUUGGUUCUGCUUGUUUUUGAGCAUUCCGUGAUUGGAGCCGUUGAAUUAUUAGAAAAUAAUUCACAGUGUUGAUGCGUCAACGACGGUGUGCAUUAUUUUCAAAUAAAUCAACGGCCUGGAGUCAGUUAAUCUGCUUAUAAGCCUGGAAUACACUACAUGAUUUUUGCCCCGAUUUUCCACUGAUUUAAGGUGGUCCAUUUGACCGUGGACUGCGAAGUGGACUUCACAGGGUACUCCGCCAUCUUGAGUGAGAUUCCAAUCUGAAGGGAGCAAACAUGUUACGUUCGAAGAGCACUGUGAACGGCAUAGGCAUAGGGAGUACGGGAACAUCAAUACAUCACUUCACAGGAAGUGGAGGGAAAAUCUCCCAACUGUCAUUGCACAUCACAUCACCAAUUAGAACUAAUGUUGGAGCAGAGCUGUCGAAAGAGUUUUUAAAGGAGGGGUUGCAAUAAGCUACGUUCACACUGUCAGUUUUUGGGAUUGACAACCGUAUUUACUUAGGUGUUAGUCUCGAAAUGUCUCGUUCACACAGCAGCUUACAGUAGCAUCUCGAAUACUGUGUAUGAACGUGCAAUGGGAGUCAAGUAUUCCUUACCAGUGACCAAAGUAAAAUCAAAGUCCUCUGAUUUUACCAAAGUAAAAGCCAAAGUUUUUAUUUUUCUACUGUCUCUAGCAACAAGACGCAUGUUUCUGCCUGAGUUUGUUGUGAUCGGAAAAACUUAAAUUCUGGUAGAGUGUAUUCCUCAAUUGUUUGGUGUAUGAUGGCAAGUUCUCCUUUG